GAAUAUUCACAGUGUUGUCGCUUUCUAUGCGGACGUAGCGUUCUGUUUGCGCUCUAUUAUUUUAAUUUACAACAAUUUAAGGAUAACCAGGACACCAUGCAGCGGAGUAUCGCAUCCUUCUUUCAGCCCAAAACUAAAGAAAAGAAAUCGGCUGAUGAAGCAGUGAAAAAGCCGGUGAAGAGUCCUCUGAAGGUGCACAACGGGGCUCAUGAGGAAGAUUCUCCGGUGAAAAAAACUCCCAAACGCAGCCGUCAGAUCCUGGACAGUGACGAAGACGAAGCUCCAGAAAACCAGGUCUUAGCUGUAAAGGGGAGAGAGAAGAAGGAGAAGAACGUAGAACGGGAGGAGGCAGGGAAGGCUGAGGAUGAAGUUUUGAAAGCAGCCCCCACCCCCAAGUCUCCUCCCCCGACCCCCGUCAGCCCUGGGACCCCAGCCACCCCUGCACCUGUCUCUGCACCUGUCUCUACACCCGUCUCUACACCUGCCACUCCAGCGCUGUCCGCCUCCUCUGGGACGCCCUCCACCCCAAACUCCAUAUCUCCAUCAGGAAUCGUCAAACGCAAAACCGCGAGGAAGAUGUUCCCCAAGAGGAAGUUGAACGAGAGCUGCAGUGAGAAUCAAGAAAAAGACGAUUCGGAGGAGAAGGACGGCGCAGGUCAUCAAAACAAACGCGCCCGGGUGGAGAACGAAGCUAGUGCAGCAGGUAGCGCUGAUGAACCAAUGGAACAGGAGACGAAGCAGGACAGCUGUGAAAACUCUGUUACCACCAAAUGCACCGUCGCAAAUGAGCAACUCGAGUCUGAAAAGGCCAAAGAGGAAGCCAUCCAAGAAGCGUCUACAAAAACAGAAAAGAUUUAUGAUGAUGAGAAGCCAACCACUGUCACUGCGGCGGAAAAAAUUGAGACAAAAAUGGCUGAAAAGGACGAAGAAAGCCCCAAAAGUCAAGCUGAGAAUACACAAGGAGAUAAGGAGCCCGCCAAGAAACCAGCAAUCAGCAGUUUCUUUGCGCCCAGAAAAACAGCGGCAGCAGCAGUGACGGUGAAAACAGAGAAAGUGGAGCCAGGUGAAGAAAAGAAGAUGCCGAGGAAGAGUUUGGGAGAGGACAAUAAAAGAGAGGCAACAUCGGGACAAACUGACUACGAUCCUUCAAGAGCAAACUACCACCCCAUAAAUGAUGCCUGUUGGAAGCACGGCCAAAAAGUGCCGUAUCUGGCCGUGGCUCGCACCUUUGAAAGAAUAGAAGAGGAUUCAGGCAGGCUCAGAAACAUCGAGACACUGUCCAAUUUCUUCCGCUCUGUGCUGCUGCUCUCUCCAGAAGACCUGCUGUGUUGUGUGUACCUGUGCUUAAACCAGCUGGGCCCCGCCUACCUCGGGAUGGAGCUGGGGGUGGGAGAGACGGUGCUCAUGAAGGCCGUGGCUCAGGCGACAGGUCGUCAGUUGGAUAAAAUCAAAGCAGAGGCUCAGGAGAGAGGGGACUUGGGUCUGGUGGCUGAGAGCUCUCGGAGUAACCAGAGGAUGAUGUUCCAACCGGCCAGCCUGACUGCGGGCGGCGUGUUCAAGAAACUCAAAGAAAUCGCAGCCAUGAGCGGCAAUUCUGCCAUGAAUAAGAAAAUCGACAUCAUCAAAGGGCUUUUCGUGGCGUGUCGUUUUUCUGAAGCGCGCUACAUCGUCAGGUCGCUGGCUGGGAAACUAAGAAUAGGCCUGGCGGAGCUGAGCGUCCUGUCUGCAUUAAGCCAAGCCGUGUGUCUGACCCCACCUGGACAAGAUUUCCCUCCUGCUGUGAUUGACUCAGGCAAAGGCAUGAACACCGACAGCAAACGGGCCUGGAUCGAAGAAAAAACCCUGAUUCUCAAACAGACCUAUUGUGAAAUGCCCAAUUACGACGUGCUGAUUCCGGUUCUGCUGAAGGAGGGCAUCGAUGAACUCCCCAAACACUGCAAACUCACUCCAGGAGUCCCUCUCAGGCCGAUGUUGGCUCAUCCGACCAAAGGAGUGGGAGAGGUCAUGAAGAAGUUUGAUGAAGCUGCCUUCACCUGCGAGUACAAGUACGACGGAGAGAGGGCUCAGAUUCACAUCCUGGAGAAUGGAGACGUGCGCAUUUUCAGUCGUAACCAAGAAGACAACACUACCAAGUACCCCGACAUCAUCUCACGCAUCCCAAAGGUGAAAAAGGAGUCGGUGGUAUCGUGUGUGCUGGAUUCUGAAGCUGUGGCCUGGGACAGAGAGAAGAAGCAGAUCCAACCGUUUCAGGUGCUCACCACAAGAAAGAGAAAGGACGUCGAUGCCUCUGAAAUCAAAGUUCAAGUUUGUGUUUACGCCUUUGACCUUCUGUUUCUGAAUGGAGAGUCUUUGGUGAAGCAGCCUCUGUCUCGACGAAGGGCUCUGCUCCAUGAGAGUUUUUCUGAAGUGGAAGGAGAGUUUGUUUUUGCCAAAUCUAUCGACUCGAACAACACAGACACCAUCGCCGAGUUCCUGGAGCAGUCCGUGAAAGAUUCCUGUGAGGGUCUGAUGGUUAAGACUCUGGAGAAGGACGCCACUUAUGAAAUCGCCAAGAGGUCUCACAACUGGCUCAAGCUGAAGAAGGAUUACCUGGAUGGCGUUGGUGACACUGUAGACCUGUGUGUGAUCGGAGCGUACCUCGGGAAAGGCAAGAGGACCGGGACGUAUGGAGGAUUCCUAUUGGCCUGUUACGAUGAGGAGAACGAGGAAUUUCAGUCUGUUUGCAAGAUCGGGACUGGGUUCAAAGAUGAAGACCUGGAGCAGCACUACAAGUUUCUGAAGGAGCACAUUUUGCUUAAGCCCAGAGCGUACUUCCGGUUCGACACCUCCGCUGAGCCCGAUGUGUGGCUGGACGCUGUGCAGGUUUGGGAGGUCAAGUGCGCCGACCUCUCCCUGUCUCCAGUCUACAAGGCCGGACUGGGACUGGUGGAUCCAGAAAAGGGAAUUUCUUUAAGAUUCCCUCGUUUCCUCCGAAUCCGAGACGACAAGAAGCCUGAGGACGCCACCACUGGAUCACAGAUUGCAGAUUUGUACAGGAAGCAGCAGCAGAUCCAGAAUCAGGGAGAGAAGGCGGACCCAGAGGAUUACUACUGAUGCCCUCCCCGCCGCGCCCAUAGUAAUGACACCAAUCAGUGUAAUUGUAAAUAGCUACAAUGUGUUUGUAAUGCUGAUGAAAAUAAAGAGCAGUUUUAAGAUU
Messenger RNA from Periophthalmus magnuspinnatus, 3196 nucleotides. It is a transcript of the gene lig1, whose product is annotated as ligase I, DNA, ATP-dependent. The transcript has 27 exons. Gene Ontology annotation, cellular component: mitochondrion; nucleus. Gene Ontology annotation, molecular function: DNA ligase (ATP) activity; DNA binding; ATP binding. Lineage: Eukaryota; Metazoa; Chordata; Actinopteri; Gobiiformes; Gobiidae. Gene Ontology annotation, biological process: Okazaki fragment processing involved in mitotic DNA replication; DNA biosynthetic process; DNA recombination. The record is from RefSeq and is a predicted model, not a curated record. Bases 97 to 3093 code for a protein of 998 amino acids.